GGAAUUUUGGAGUAGCUCACAAUUAUGGUAUUAUUUUUCAGAUUUGUCCCUCAGAAAAUUCAAAAUGGCUGCUUUGCAGGAAUUCGCAAUUCUAAAAUCUAAAUUUUUCAAUUUUAACCAAAGUAAUGAGUAUAAUUGAUUGGAAUUCGGUAAUUGAUAUUUUGUUCGUUGGGAUUUGCUACUCCGCAGAGUUGCCGUUAUCUAGUUUGCUAUGUUCGUUGAUUUGAGACAAAAUGAACAAUUAUUUGCUAUGUUCAUUGAUUUGAGACAAAAUGAACAAUUAUUUGCCAUGUUCGUUGAUUUGAGACAAAAUGAACAAUUAUUUGCUAUGUUCGUUGAUUUGAGACAAAAUGAACAAUUAUUUGCUACGUUCGUUGAUUUGAGACAAAAUGAACAAUUAUUUGCUACGUUCGUUGAUUUGAGACAAAAUGAACAAUUAUUUGCUACGUUCGUUGAUUUGAGACAAAAUGAACAAUUAUUUGCCAUGUUCGUUGAUUUGAGACAAAAUGAACAAUUAUUUGCUAUGUUCGUUGAUUUGAGACAAAAUGAACAAUUAUUUGCUAUGUUCGUUGAUUUGAGACAAAAGGAACAAUUAUUUGAUAUGUUCGUUGAUUUGAGACAAAAUGAACAAUUAUUUGCUAUGUUCGUUGAUUUGAGACAAAAUGAACAAUUAUUUGCCAUGUUCGUUGAUUUGAGACAAAAUGAACAAUUAUUUGCUACAUUCGUUGAUUUGAGACAAAAUGAACAAUUAUUUGCUACUUUCGUUGAUUUGAGACAAAAUGAACAAUUAUUUGCUACAUUCGUUGAUUUGAGAUAUAAUGAACAAAUAUUUGAUGAGAACAUGAGCAUCACUUCAGAAAUAUAUCGGGUGUCCCAAAAAUGAAGCACUUUUGACAAUUGUUUUCUCAACAACUGAUUAACCGAAUUCACUGUAAAGGACCCCCGAUAAGGAGAACUCGUUUUUUAAUGUUAGACUCUUUAUUUGUGGUUAAAAUCCGUGUAUGGCCUGAUGGGAUAAGAACAAAGUGUCACAGUUGUAAGAUGCCUAUCUGAACUCUUAGAAAAUAAAAAUAAAUCAAUGGGAGUUUCCCUAGAAAUAUGUUUUUGAGACCUUUUCCACUCAUGAGAAUGACAGCGCCCAUCGAUUUCUUUCCGAAAACUAAGACUUUGCUUCAUUAUGUUACUUAGCCACAUUCUAUUUUGCUCGUACAGUAAUGGGAAAGUUAUUGACAUGCUAUUUUGAAUUUCUUAGUACUCACAUAACAUUUACUUGAUCUUUAUCAUAUUUUUAUAACUUUCUAACGAUACUCUAUGG
This is a messenger RNA of Owenia fusiformis, 1315 nucleotides long. The record is from the annotation of a GenBank genome assembly. Lineage: Eukaryota; Metazoa; Annelida; Polychaeta; Sabellida; Oweniidae.